Molecule: messenger RNA, 4594 nt
Organism: Paramuricea clavata
Lineage: Eukaryota; Metazoa; Cnidaria; Anthozoa; Malacalcyonacea; Plexauridae
Source: the annotation of a GenBank genome assembly
CAGGUGAACGUCCUUUUAAAUGUGACUCAUGUGGACGACAAUUCAACCAUCGAAGCCACUUUAAUAACCAUCUGAGAAUUCACACUGGUGAAAAACCAUUCAAAUGUGAAACUUGUGGCAAACAGUUUUCUCGGAAAGCCAGUGUGAGGUACCAUAUGAAGGUCCACGGUGUCACCAUGACAGCUGAUGGUCAAACUACCAGCACAGUACAGACCAAUACUGUACAGAGCAGUACAAUUGACCAUGAACAGGUAAUUAACAGUAUAAGGUACCAUAAAUUCAUUGUGUCACGAUCAGUACAGAUACCUUCAUAGUACAGUACUGGCAAAAACUUCCAUUACAUUAUUAUUCAGUUCGCUCACCAUUGGGGCUUUUCAGUGACCGAUUACAUCAAGUAUUACGCUCAUGCUACUUACUUAGCCUGGACUAUUUAUCUUUACAACAAUUGAGAUGUAAUAUAUGAACAACGAGAGCGAGUGGGAUAUCCAAACACGAGAAAACAAUGUAUGAAAACUCAUGCGCGAACCGCGAGUGUUUUCAUACAUUGUUUUCAAGUGUUUGGAUAUCCCGGUGAGACACGAGCUCGAGUUGUUUAUAUGGCUUCUCAAAUGAAUCGAGACGUAACAGAAUGUUUUCGUUUGCUGAUUUGAAUCAGAAUUCUUAAUCAAGCAUAACGUAAUAGGCAAUUCCAGCUUUUAGUUUAUGCGUGCAGGGGACGAUGGGAAGUAAGGUACCACAUUGCUGAUUAUGCUGAAAAAAUAAAAAUGGUGGCUGUGUAAACACGGAGUGAUAGCUUACACUUGUAAAUAUUGAAAUAAUUCGGUUGCUUCGGUAGUUUUUAUUGAAAUUUUUCAGCAUAAUCAGCAAUAUGAUACCUUACUUCCCAUCAUCCCCUGCAGGCAUAAACUAAAAGCUGGAAUUGCCAAUUAGGAAUUCUAUUCAAGUAAUUUUGCAUGCGUAAUUAAGAUAUUUGAUGAAAACACUAGUGACUUUCAUCAAGUUUUACCGGGUUAUCCAAAUGGCAUCUUGUGAUCAAAUAGGUGAUUAUCAUUGGCUGAAUUGCUCAUAAAUUAUUAAUGAAUUUGAGAAAUUACUUUCCUAACUGUAAAUUGUGUUUACCCUAACCCACCCUGUCAGGGUACCCUGGGAGGAGCACCCGGAGAAAACCCACGACUUUCGGCAGAGCGUUGACUGACUCUUUUCACAUGAGUCCGUAGCGGGAAUCAAACCCACGAUCUCAGAGGUGGAAAAAGCGCUUGCUCUGAAGACUACGACCGUCACCGAAGCCCCAAAGGGAGGGAAGGGAGGUGCACAACGAUCUCAGGAGAGGUGUGCACCUCCCCAUACCUCCCCUUAAAAUCUGACCAUGGUUUUCUCGGUUAGCUUGGACCAUAUAAACAGACCUUAAUGAACCUUUACUUUUGUUUUGAAGGUGACUGCAGGUCAAGUUGUAAGCCAACUGACUAACGAGGCUGAUGUUCAGUUAGCUGAAGUUUUAGUGGCUGUCAGUGAUGCUCUGGUGGCAGCCAACCAAGAGCAAACCUCGAAUGAAGACGUACAGUUGAUACAGGAGGGUACUGAGGGACAAGCUAAUGCUGAUGGUAGUGUCCAAAUCUUGGAAACUGGUGAACAACAAGGCAUCGAGACGGAUAUGAAUGCUGAUCAAACUGUACCCAUUAUUACCAGUGAAGAGUCUGGUCAGGUGGGCUGAGUAUGAUUUCAUGUAUUGUAUACAGAAUGUUAGGGUUUGUAAUCCAAGUGAUUAUAUGUGAGAAUAUAUGCGUGAGAAUAUAUACAUUGUGAGAGUGAGAAUAUAUACAUUUUAAGACCUGACCAGGAACGACUUCGAAAAAUGCAGCACAAGGUCCUCUGGUAGGAAUUGUAUACAGCCUGCUUCGAUACAGACGAUGCUGCACAACUUGUUGUGCUGUGUUGUGUUGUGUUGUGUUGUGUUGUGUUGUGUUGUGUUGUGUUGUGUUGUAAAUCAAACUCCGCUCACAGAGGUAAAACAGUUACCCAUGUAAAAUACAUUUAGUAAAACACAUGCUUAUCUUUUUAGAUAAUUCAUAAUGCUCAAGUGAUAGAUGCCACUCAAUUAACUGAAGAGCAACUGAUGCAGGUAUUUUUUUAAAAUUCUUGGCUCUACUCUGCAGCUUGUCUUACUAUGAAAAAUCAAUGAAUUUCACUUGAAAAAUUAAUAGGUUGGCGAGAGCCGUGUGAUUGCGAUCAGAUGGGAAAUAGCCAGCGCAGUCAUCCGAUUUUCGGGGCAAUGCAAAUCGAUGUCACUGCUUCGGCUUCCGUGUGAAUUCAAAAGAAAAUGGGCAACCGCCCUCCCUUUCCCCCAAGAAGCUUAUCCAGCCUAUUGUAGAUGCAAGGUUUGCAAAAAUCUGUUCACAAGCCAUCAACAAGUUGUGUUCGCACUGCUUGUUCCCAGUUGUUGUAACAAGUUUGGAACAAGCUGUUAACAACUUGUCACAAGCUUGAUGGCAUUAUCAGACUUGUUACAAGGUUGUUCUAACAAGUCUGAUAAAGUCAUGAUAUAACAAGAAUGUUACAAAGUUAACGACACAAGAUUGUGACAAUAUUGUUAUAUCAUGAUUGUAUCGGACUUGUUGGAACAACUUUGCAACAAGUCUGAUCAUAUCAACAAGGUUGUUACAAAUUGUUCACAGCUUGUUUCAAACUUGUUGACAACUUGGGACAAGCAGCGCGAACACAACUUGUUGAUGGCUUGUUGGCAGACUUGCUACAAGAUGUGAGAUUUUUACGUUUGUACGCGUGCUUUAAAUAAACACGUAAAAUUCUCAUAUCUUUUGGCACGUUUGCCAACAAGCCGUCAACAUGUUGUGUUCUCACUGCUUGUCCCAAGUUAUCAACAAGUUUGGAACAAACUGUUAACAACUUGUAACAACCUUGUUGAUAUUAUCAGACUUGAUAUUUGUGAUGUUACUCUGAGUGUAUAUCCACACAGGGCGAGCUUGAAAAAUACAAAUAUCAUAUUCACCUGAGUACACAACACCAACACAGAAAAAAUCAUUAUCAGACUAGUGUUGCAAGGUUGUUCCAACAAGUCUGAUACAGUCAUGAUAACAAUAUUGUUACAACCUUGUGUCGUCAACCUUGUAACAUUCUUGUUAUAUCACGAUUGUAUCAGACUUGUUACAUUGAUAUCAUUUAUGUAAACCAGAGUAGCGAGCGAAACAUGAUUGAUAUACCUGGUUGCAGUGCAUCAAGCUUGUUACAAGUUGUUAACAGCUUGUUCCAAACUUUUUACAACAACUGGGAACAAGCAGUGCGAACACAACUUGUCGACAGCUUGCGAACAGAUUUGUAAUAACCUUUUUGCAGACUUGUAACAACUUGUGCGUUUUUACGUGGGUAGUACUUAAAGAUUUAAAUAUUUUCCAGGUGAGCAAUAUCACGAAUGUUCAAACGAGCGAGGGCCAGUUGAUUGCCAUGAAUGUAGAAGAUGCCCACGUGAUCGACCCGAGCCAACUGCAUGCUCUCAGCGUGAUCGCAGAGGCAGCCAAAGGCAAUCAAAUCCAUAUCCCAGAUAUCAUUGCGGCCGCAGCAGCAUCCGGCGUGAAUAUCACAACAUCUGAUGACGUCGAUCAUAUUGUCGCUGUCCAGGCUGAAAAUGGACAGCAAGCGCAUGUGGAAAUACAACAAGAAAUGCAAGAAGGCGUGGUUACCACUAACCAAGAGGAACAGCCAAUGGAAACAGCAUGAGUGAUGACGUAUGGUUGCUGGCUUUUGAUCUAUUAUGACGACUGGACUACACGAGCUAAUAAUGCUUAUAGCUAUAUAUUCCAUAGCGGUACGAAGAACACUUAUCCGAUACGGAAUGUACAACUUUCAAAAGCUGCAGUAAUAGACAAUUCCCAUUAUAGACUUAAUUUUAAAACUAGGCAAGGAGAUGCAAAUAAAUCACCACAACUAGAAAGAGCAUGCUACAAUUAGUAAAAUUACAAAGUUUGGUUGCGAAAUGUUGUAAAAUGCGGAAAAUAUAGCCUUGCAAAGUUCGCAAAUUUUGUCAAUUUCCGCACGCAAUACAAAAGUAUACAAAAUUUGCCAACUUUGCAAGGCUAUAUUUUCCACAUUUUACAACAAUUCGCAACCAAACUUUGUCAUUUUACUAAUUUUAGUAUGCUCUUUCUAGCUGCGGUGAUUUAUUUGCAUCUCCUUGCGGCUAGUUUUGAAAUUAGUCUAUAAUGGGAUUGUCUAAUCCUCUGAAAAUAGCGUUCCUAAAAGAUAGGGAUAGGUGUUUUUUCACGUCGCCACGGAAACCUGCUUAAGUGAUAAUGCAAAUCAGCUUGAAAAACAAUCGUGUUUUGGAAACGUCUUUGACAAUAAAACUUCUCGUUAUUAAAUACGAAAUUUUCGCUUCGUUUAAUUCGUAAAAGUGUAACGUUUUAUAAAGACAUCGGGAGCGUUUUGCUCAUAGUAAAGGCUGUGUAUUUCUAGCCAUUUGUAUAUCCGUUGUUCCAUUAACAUCCAAAUAUAUUGUUUGCCAACUUACCAACACAGAAAAAAUCAUGAUUACUAGAUUACACUGAUAUCGAAGGAACUAGACUCAGUUCCGAAAUAUCGCAUA